AUGAAGGGCGGCACAGCACUUUUGUUAACCUUAUUUUUUGCAACUAUUUGCCUGCAGUUUAACACUGGUGCGGCUGCUGAGAACAAGACUGUUACUAGCAGUCCCGUCGGCGACAUCGAUUACGUAAAAGAUGACUCCUAUUACGAUGAUGAGACAGACGCAGACGGAGACGAUGUGGACAAUGAAUAUAUUGAUGAUGAGGAAGAUGACGAUGAAGAAUAUGCGGAUGAUGUGGCUAACGAGGCGGCGGAAAUGAAAGCAGCGGAACUGAAAGCACAGCCACCAUAUUUYGAAGAAGCGGAAGUCAAUAUUUACACACGGCCAGGCGAGAAUCUACUGCUCGACUGCGCCGCCAAGAAUAUACAUUCAAAAAAUGUGAUCAUGUGGUAYAAGGGUAAAAUUGUGAUUGCAACCGGACAAUUCGUUAUGGAUCCCAAUGUGGAUGUGCUCAAGAAUAAUUCGCUGGUGAUACAGAAUGUCACCUCGAAGGAUGCUGGCGACUAUUACUGUGAAGUGCUGCCYGAGAAGSUGCGCAUGCAUGCGUUGGUCGAAGUUGAUGAAAGUCUGAUGAUAUUCUGUGAUGGGCAUGAGGUAACCAAUGAGACUUUGGUUUUCGUACAGGGUGAACCACACGUUUGUGUAUGCAAAUACUACUCACUGGAAAAUGUGCAGAUCAAAUGGUUUAUCGAUGGCAAACGCGCCGAAAGUUUAGUYGAACGUGUGCUGGGCGAGCAACUCUAUAUUGACAAUGUGGAUACCAAACAUGGUGGCAUCUACCAGUGUCUAGCCGAUGAUCUGUCACAAGAACCGCCGCAUGCCAUGAUCGUUGUCGAUGUUGUUUACGUGCCGAAGGUCUCCACUUAUCGGCAUUAUGUCAAUACGGAACAGGGUGGCAAUGCCGAGUUGUAUUGUGACUAUGCGGCAAAUCCGAGUGGUGAAGUGCUGUGGCUGCGUAACGGUAAAAGGCUGAAUGCCUCGGAUAAAUAUACAUUCAACGAAAUCACACACAAAGAACGCAAACGUUCGAUCUUAACGGUUAUGGAUGUGAGCGCUAACGAUCUUGGCGAGCAUGUAUGCCAGGUCCAGAAUGCCAUCGGCCGUGGUGAGACGAAAGUGCAUAUCAUUUACGAGCCGGAACAUCCACAAUUGGAGGACUUGGAAGUCAAUGGUAACCAGGUGGUGAUACAUUGGUUAGUGCGCAGCAUACAGCCGUUAUCGGAGGCGGUGUUGGAUUAUAAACUAGCGGGCUCAUACACUUGGAGCAAGGUAUCUGUGGUGCAUACACGCCGCCAUGCGGAAAGUCACAUUUGGAAGGUGACUCAUGAGAUGGAACUCACGCCGGGUAGUUGGCAUGUGCGUAUGCGCGCGAAAAAUACCGUUGGCUGGUCGGCAUUCUCCACGCAGYAUAAUUUCGUAAUUAAAGAUAAUGAAAGUGAUGUGGAUGCGUACGAUGUGCUCGAUGGUAUCGACGACGAUGAUGAAGAUGACUUGGAUACAGCUGAUGCGCCGAAAAAUAUGGUCGCUGUGGCUAGCUUUGGCGGCGGCGGCUCGAAUGGCGGCGCAGCGUUGCAAAUGUCAAACCAAUUAUUUGCGCUACUGAGUGCCGGCAUCAUGUUUUUGUUGUUAUCAAAAAAUGGAAUUUUAUAAAACAUUACCAAAUUGUUUGGGGUAAACUAGCGGUUAGUUAUGUGCACACAUACAUACAUGCAUACGUAUUUAUGUGUUGAGUUUUGUGUAUUUGUGUAAAUACGUAUGUUUGCAAGGUAUUCUAUAUAAAUGCGUACACACAUGCAUACAUACAUAUGUAAAUACAGUAUUUAUUUGCAUGCAUAACUGUAUAUUGUAAAAUGUUGUGUAUUUUUAUAAUAUAUUAUUUAUGUCAAAAAUAUUGGUGCCAAACAUAGAAUUAGUCAGACAACACACACAAACUAUAUAAAAGCAAGGAACGAGUCACAAAUAAAUAUUCUAAAUAUUUAUGUUAAAAA
Molecule: messenger RNA, 1985 nt
Organism: Bactrocera latifrons
Lineage: Eukaryota; Metazoa; Arthropoda; Insecta; Diptera; Tephritidae
Product: peroxidasin homolog
Exons: 7
Coding region: 1-1647 (548 amino acids)
Biological process (GO): homophilic cell-cell adhesion; synapse organization
Cellular component (GO): plasma membrane; axon; neuronal cell body
Molecular function (GO): protein binding; axon guidance receptor activity
Source: RefSeq, a predicted model, not a curated record